GCUGCAUGUCUUCGCCAGCGUCUUUCCUCAAGAUGUCAGUGUCCAACGAUUCACGGAUUUAAGAAACAUCCCUGUUGAAUUUAGAGAAACGUUGCGACGUGAGAUACAAAAAUGUCUAAGAACCUGAGAAUUGCUCUAAUAUUUGGUGGCUUUGUGACUGCAGUGGGAGUGACAUUGUAUCCAUUAUAUUUUUAUCCACUCACACAUGUAGACGAAUAUAAAGAAAUGCAGAAAUUGAAUAGAGCUGGAAUUAAACAGGAGGAUGUUCAGCCAACAGGUCUAAAAAUAUGGUCAGAUCCCUUCAAGUCAAAGUGAAGUGACCAUUAAAUUUACACACAGCAAUAUAGAAAAAAAAAAGUAUUUUGCCAAGACUAUCAUGUCAAGGUACUAGUUAAACAAAUGUAAACUUCCAUUGUCAGAGUUUGCUGGUAUUUUCUUUCAAUGUGUGUGAACAUAAUAUUUGCUGGCUGUUUGGAACAAAAUUAUGUUUAUCUACUAUUAUGCAUGCUCUAAUAUGAGAUGUAAAAGCAUUUUUCUCAAAUGAAAUUAAAAAAAGCAUUUUUCUAGUUUUCA
This is a messenger RNA of Polypterus senegalus (gray bichir), 573 nucleotides long. It is a transcript of the gene smim20, whose product is annotated as small integral membrane protein 20. Gene Ontology annotation, biological process: mitochondrial respiratory chain complex IV assembly. Gene Ontology annotation, cellular component: mitochondrial inner membrane. Bases 112 to 315 code for a protein of 67 amino acids. The record is from RefSeq and is a predicted model, not a curated record. Lineage: Eukaryota; Metazoa; Chordata; Cladistia; Polypteriformes; Polypteridae. The transcript has 3 exons.